Molecule: messenger RNA, 5628 nt
Organism: Limulus polyphemus (Atlantic horseshoe crab)
Lineage: Eukaryota; Metazoa; Arthropoda; Merostomata; Xiphosura; Limulidae
Gene: lic
Product: dual specificity mitogen-activated protein kinase kinase 6-like
Exons: 10
Coding region: 239-1261 (340 amino acids)
Biological process (GO): stress-activated MAPK cascade; protein phosphorylation
Molecular function (GO): ATP binding; MAP kinase kinase activity
Source: RefSeq, a predicted model, not a curated record
GCGUUUUUAUCAUCAGUUUCUGGAGUUAUCUAGGACGAUAAAAACCGUUUAUAACUGAGGGAUUCACUUUUUCUAAAGAAGGAACAAGUAUGAUGGCUUAAGCAAAAAAAAAACAAUAUCAAGUUGCUCAUACAAAAUCUUCCACAUCAUAAAAAAGGCCACUUUUAAGUGUUUGUAUGGUUAUUUAGCCAGCAACCAAACUUCAGUUAGAAGAAAACGGGCAAUUCAGUCUUUUCUAAUGGCGCUAGCAGGAAGAAGAAAAGCUCCACCAUUGGUGAUUAAGCCGACCGAUCACGGUUCUUCUCGUAUCACACCACCUAGGAACUUAGAUAAGAGAACAACAAUCACUAUUGAUGAUAAAGUGUUUGAAGUGGAAGCAGAUGACUUGGAAACUUUGUGCACGUUGGGAAGAGGUGCAUAUGGUGUCGUCGAGAAAAUGCGUCAUAGGCCUAGUGGAACCAUUAUGGCUGUAAAGAGAAUUACGGCUACUUUCAAUAGUCUUGAAGAAAAGAGGUUACUGAUGGACUUGGACAUCUCCAUGAGAAGCAGUGACUGUCAGUUCACUGUACAGUUUUACGGAGCCCUAUUCCGAGAGGGUGAUGUUUGGAUUUGUAUGGAAGUGAUGGAUACCUCCUUGGACAAGUUCUAUCCAAAGGUUUACAAGGCAAAUAAAACCAUCCCAGAAAACAUUCUUGGACAAAUAGCUUUUGCCGUUGUAAAUGCUCUACAUUAUCUACAAACAAAGUUGAAAGUGAUACAUCGUGAUGUAAAGCCUUCCAACAUAUUGGUGAACAGAAAAGGACAAGUUAAGAUGUGCGAUUUUGGAAUAUCGGGACAGCUGGUUGACUCGGUGGCUAAAACUAUUGAGGCUGGCUGUAAGCCUUACAUGGCUCCGGAAAGAAUAAACCCAGAGAGUAAAGACUGCGGAUAUGAUAUUCGUUCGGACAUUUGGAGUUUUGGAAUAACAAUGAUCGAGUUGGCCACAGGAAACUUCCCUUAUCCCACCUGGGGCACACCAUUUGAGCAGUUAAAACAGGUGGUGAAAGAUGACCCACCUCGGCUUCCUCCCGAUCAGUUCACCCAAGAAUUUGAAGACUUCAUUAUUCAGUGUCUUCAGAAGGACUACAAGAAAAGGCCUAACUAUAACAAACUUUUGAAACAUCCGUUCGUGGUAACACAUUCUCACCUAGAUGCUUCUAUAGCCGAAUACGUGACUGAAAUCCUCGACUCUCACCCGGAUCCUCCAACGGAAGAUAAGUGAUCAACGGAAUGGUACCAAGUUCUGUUUAGUCAUCUAACAAGCCCAGCAACUAAAAGCAUGUCCACCUAGACCCAAGUAUCACUUGUUUCAACUAUAAUACCAAAUAAUUUGGAUGCAGCUGUAAAGAGUUCAAUUUCUUAUAAUGCAUGAAACAUUUUUUUUUUUCUGUUUCCCGGUAAACAUGUUAAAAUAAUUCUUACAGAGAGUAAAGCAGUUUCAUGUAAGUAUUGUUGCACGGCCAAACGGUUAUUUUAUGUUAUUAAAUACAAUUAUGGAAAUCUGUACUGUUUGUAACUGAUAGUACAAGAAUAUCGUAUUUAGAUGCUUAAUCUUUUCCCUGGUGGUGUUAUUUUAAAGUUUAAUUUUUUAGUCUUAACUAGUUUUAUCUGUAUAUUUGGUAUCCAUUUUUUUUUCCAAAUGCUGCCUGCAAAGUUUGGUUUAUUUUUGUUGUUAAAAUUAUUUUUCUUUUUAAACAAAUAUAACUAGUUAAAAGUUUUAUUACUGGAGUUAUUGAAUUUUUCUUCACUGUUUUCACAGGUGAACAUGAUUGAUCUUGCCUGAAAAUUACCUAUCAAAAUUACAUCUUAAAGUUUAAAAUAUAUUUUUUGUGAAGUUUCUGAAAUUCUUCAAAUUCCAGGUUACCCACAUUUUUUUUUUUUUGGUUCAGAAAUAUACAAGGUUUCAUGAAAAAUACUUUUGUUGUAUGAAGUAAGAUUAAUUUUUGAACUCGCACGUGAGCAGUAAACGGAUACCGUAAUCUUAAGUUGACAUUAGUCGAGCUAAGUACUUAAUGUACAACUGACUGGGUGUUAUUCCCCCCCCCCCCUCCAAACAUUCCUUACAAGUAUGAAGUAACUAACAUUAUUACUUAUCUAUAAUUGAUUUACAGUUCUAGGUAUUUUUAGUUCCAAAUAGUUUAUUGUGUUUGUCUCUUUAUUUCAGAAUGUUCCAUUCUCAUUGUAAUUCUUGCAUGUAAAAGUAGUCUGUAACACUAGGCUAAAAUAAAUUUAGUAAAUUACUUUUCAGAACUUUCAUCAGUUUCACUAGCAUUAUUUAACUGCUCUUCUAUCGUCAGCCACCAACUACAAAUGUGUACUAAUAUCCUAGCUAGUGUCGUCAGCCACCAACUACAAAUGUGUACUAAUAUCCUAGCUAGUGUCGUCAGCCACCAACUUCAAAUAUGUGUACUAGUAUCCUAGCUAGUGUUGUCAGCCACCAACUACAAAUGUGUACUAAUAUCCUAGCUAGUGUCGUCAGCCACCAACUACAAAUGUGUACUAAUAUCCUAGCUUGUGUAGUCAGCCACCAACUUCAAAUGUGUGUACUAGUAUCCUAGCUAGUGUUGUCAGCCACCAACUUCAAACGUGUGUUCUUGGAGAUCAAGAUUUUGCUGGUACAUCAACAAAGUUUUUAUUUCUUGGACUUGAAUGGCUAAAAUAUGAGUGUAAAAUGAUAGCAAGUUUCUGAAUAGUUGUGUUUUUACAAGUAUUACAUUUUAACCAUCACUGCUGGAUGAAAUCGUAAACUGAAGAUUAUUUAAUUUAUCCUUUGAUAACUGUGGACGUCGAAGCUCUUGUCAAAUGUCAUUCUUUUCAUUGGUAAGUAACACCUUUAGUGACGUCCAUCUUGCUUCUUUACAUAAAAUAGGUUCUUUGGACCACUUACGCCCUCUUAGUUUUCCAGUAAAAAAUGUUUUUUAACAACACACAAGAUACUUUUUCACAUUAUACACUAAACUUUCUUUAAAAGACUGUGUAGUUUCACUGAUACAAUGUUUUCACCACUUUUCUUUUUGUUGUUACACAUAGUUCACGUCAUACAUUAUUAUAAAUUGUUUUUCUUCCAGAUAUAUUUCGGCUUUACUAAAGCUCCAGAUAGUCUGACAAAAACAUUAGUAUCUUAUAAUAAUAAAUUUGUGCAGUGUGUUUUCCCAUUUAUCGAGCCUGUUAUUACAAUAACCUUUAUAAAUCACUUCCAACAUUGACUUCGUUAACUGGCUCUUUACACAGCUUUGCAUUUAAUAUGUGAAAAAACUAAGUGAAUACUAGCUUGAUGUUGCAUUAUUUUAUAGAAAUCUGACUUUAUGAAAAACAGUUAGUUUCCUGUUAGUCCCAGAACAUAACUUAUUUUUUUGUUCCAGUCUAAGAAUAAUAACCUCAGGAGGAAAUUUUCAAAAUACUUGUGUAGCAGACUUAACUGCCGUGUAGAGUAACAAGAAUAGGAAAUCCCUUUAUCUUGCCAAUGUUCAUCUAAAUCAUAGACUUGUCAACAAUCUUGAUGUGUUACAUUUACUUGCUACUGGUUUUAGUCAAUAUAGUUUAUACUUUUCACUUUGCAUAAGAUUUUAAAAACAUAGAAAAAUUCAGAGUAAAGUUGUGAAAAUUAGAAUCUGUGGGCAACCUGGAAUUUUGUGAGCAUCUGGUUUUCCAUAAUUUGUAAAUCUCUGAAUUUGUAGAUGUUUUAGAGAAUUUCAGGAUUUGAGUUGAUAACAAAAAUUGGGGUAAUUAUCUGAUUUUAUAAAACUUCCUUUUAACAGUAACUGAAGAUUUAGUAAUUUGAUAGAACUGUAUAACAAUUACAUUUUAAAAAUUCUAAGAUAUACCUUCUAAGGAAAGAAGCGUGUGGCUUCGUCUAAUAAAAAUUGUGUUGUUGACUGCUUGCUGAAUUAACGUACUCUUCCGUAGCAUUCAGUUUCUCUUUCGUUGAUACUAGUUUUUUAAUAAUGUUGGUGUGCAUAAUACAAAGUGUUCAACUGUAGAAAGUACUACAUCAGUAUUUCAUAAUGUUUGUGCUGUGUUGAACAUUUUAACAUGAUGGCUUGGACAGAGACUUGAGUAACACUACAGUAGAGACAGUGAGGGGGUAAAAUACUUGGUUACUGUCAACAUUUUAACAUGAUGGCUUGGACAGAGACUUGAGUAACAUUACAGUAGACAGUGAGGGGGUAAAAUACUUGGUUACUGUCAACAUUUUAACAUGAUGGCUUGGACAGAGACUUGAGUAACGCUACAGUAGAGACAGUGAGGGGGUAAAAUACUUGGUUACUGUCAACAUUUUAACAUGAUGGCUUGGACAGAGACUUGAGUAACGCUACAGUAGAGACAGUGAGGGGGGUAAAAUACUUGGUUACUAGCAUUUUAUUUUGUUGACAAGCACAAAAACAUUUGAAUCGUAGUAUAAAAAUUUGUUGUGUUCUACUAAUAAAAGUUAGCAUCAAAUUGUGUUCUUGGCACAUCACUGAUAGGAAAAGUACGAAAAAGUAAUUUAUAAUAAAAAAAAAAAAAACUACGUUACAUAAUGGUAUCUUCACUACAUAAAGGAAUUUAAUGUUGGAAGUCUGCCGGAGAAACGGUACCAACUAUAUUUUAUGUUAACCAGCUUUCAGCAUACUGUUUAUCCGAGUUCAUAGUAAUUAUCAAACAUGGCUUGUUUAUCUACCACACUGUAAAUAGGAUAUGUUUCUGUUUGAUAUAAUGGACUGUCAAAGUCCAAUUCAAAGUAUAUAUAUAUGUGUAUUUGUGGAUGGCCACCAUUUUUAAUAACCAUCUGAGGCCUUUGUCCAUCUUUGUUAACAUCUCGAUAACCAGUUAAGACGGUAACAGUCGUAGUGAUGUCCCCCCCCCCCACAACAAUAUUAACAUUAUUGGAAAUACAGUAGUUCACAGUAGCUGUUUUGAUUUUAUUAAACGUUUCAGCCCUACCAAUGUUUAGAAAUUUUGACAUAGUUCUUAUCUGUAAAACAAAAGUAUGACAGUUUAUAACACAAGGCUAAACUACAACAUGAAAACUGUGUUGACAAUGACAACUGGUACUACUGUUCUACUCUGCUGUAUGUUUGUGAUUCACUAGCCGUUGUAUCUAGAGACAUAUAUUUCAACUCCUGCUUGAAUUGAGAUUCGUAUGGGGUAACUUAAGGUAGUAUUAACAUAUACCUCUUCUAUCAAUUUAAUGUAGACUGUUUAAUUGAUUUAUGGUUUAAUAAAUCAUUCUACUUGAGUGUGGGUUUAAAAGGACCGUAUUCAAUCCGAGGUUUAUUGUGAAGCUAAAUCCCUCUAAUGAUUAAAAACUAAAUUCUUGGCCGUAUAUAUAUAUUUUCAAGUGAACUUGUGAAGGAGGUUCCACUAUUUUUCUUUUAACUGCCAUAAUCGUGAUAAGUUGUAGUACAGGAUUUCUGUCGUAUUAUAGGGUGAUUCAAUCACGAUAUCUUGUUGAUUUGUAGAUUACUUGAAGUGCUUAGCUGUACUUCUUCUAGAGCACUAAUUUAGAGAUCUAAAUACGAAGUUCCCAAGUUUAUUGAAAUGAUUAUUUGUUGAUUAUGAUACUUCAAGUUGUUGUCAGUUUAAAGAAAAUAAAUUUUGUGGAAAAUG